AUGGCAAGAAUCAGUCGGGGACGUCAAAAGAUAGAGAUAAAGAAAAUGACGAAUGAAAGCAAUCUCCAUGUCACCUUUUCAAAGCGCAGAUUAGGCAUUUUUAAGAAAGCUAGCGAACUUUGCACCCUCUGUGAUGUAGAUGUGGCUGUCCUCAUUUUCUCACCAGGGAAAAAAGUGUUUUCAUUUGGCCACAAAUCUGUUGACUCUGUAAUUCAACGUUUUGUCAAUGGAGCACCUCCCAUAUCCUCAGGUCCCACAGAGCUCAUACAAGCUUAUCGUGAGACUACUAUUCGUGACCUCAACACACAGCUCAUGGAGGUGCUCGAUCAACUCGAGAUGGAGAAGAAGAUAGGGCAGCAACUUAGCAAAAUGAGGAAGGCUAGCCAGGCAGAGGUCUGGUGGCAGAAGCCGGUGAGCGAAAUGAACAAAGAUCAGCUGGAACAAUUGAAGCUUGCCUUGGAGGAGCUUCAAAAAAAUGUGGCACAACAAUCUCAAACAACUCUUUAUAAAAACCUAAACAAUGCUGCUGAGUCUUUUGCAUCAAAUUUUGGAGCUAGUCAUGUCAUGCUUCCUACUGCGGGUACGAGCGGGGUUAAUGACUCGGCUGUUGAUGCGUUCAAUUUUGAUUCAAAUGUGAUGCCUUCUCAUGCUGCAAUGCCUCCAACAUAUGAUUUUGGAUCUGGAAGAAUUGGGUUUUACUAG
Molecule: messenger RNA, 702 nt
Organism: Tripterygium wilfordii
Lineage: Eukaryota; Viridiplantae; Streptophyta; Magnoliopsida; Celastrales; Celastraceae
Product: agamous-like MADS-box protein AGL62
Exons: 2
Coding region: 1-702 (233 amino acids)
Biological process (GO): positive regulation of transcription by RNA polymerase II
Molecular function (GO): RNA polymerase II cis-regulatory region sequence-specific DNA binding; protein dimerization activity; DNA-binding transcription factor activity, RNA polymerase II-specific
Source: RefSeq, a predicted model, not a curated record